Messenger RNA from Strongylus vulgaris, 670 nucleotides. The record is from the annotation of a GenBank genome assembly. Lineage: Eukaryota; Metazoa; Nematoda; Chromadorea; Rhabditida; Strongylidae.
CUACGAAAAAUUUCUCGAAAUAGCAAUCGAUACCGGUGAUGGGAUUCUUGAAGUGGAGGGCGAGAAAAACGAUCUCCUUGACAUUAUACAAGAAGCUAACAUGGACGGAGUCCGUCAUCUCAAAGCAAGUGAUCCAUUGUCAAGAUACAUAUGGUGUUUUAUCAUUAUCGUAUUCGUUUUUCUUGCACUCAUUCAAAUUUACUAUCAAAUAAUGCUUUUCUACUCGGGGCCUGUGGCCACGAACAUUGAAGCCCAAUAUCCUUCUGCUAUUGCGUUUCCGACUGUUGCCCUUUGUAACAAUAAUCAAUUCAGGUAUGAUUCUAUAUUCUUUAAUAUCAACCCCGCUCCCAAAUGGCUAAGUUAUAUAACUGGUGCACGGAUACUCCAAAGACGGGCGCGCCCUAGUAAUGGAACACUAAAGUCCUUGGCGGGAAAGCCACGAAAUGUUUUCGAAGAAAUUAUUGAACGAACCUGGGACAUGGAUGCUGUGCGCUUUCUUCGAAAUGCCGCUCACUGGAAGUCUAGGAUGAUUUUGGGUUGUACGUGGCCGAAUGGAACAAGUUGUCGCUUGAGUGAUUUCAAACCCGUCUGGACGCUCACAGGUCUUUGUUGGGCAAUAAAUACCGAUCCUAUGAAUCCUUUAGAAGUGGUCGGAAGUGGUAAGUUUUGA